This is a messenger RNA of Equus caballus (horse), 1114 nucleotides long. It is a transcript of the gene LGALS2, whose product is annotated as galectin 2. Lineage: Eukaryota; Metazoa; Chordata; Mammalia; Perissodactyla; Equidae. Gene Ontology annotation, molecular function: carbohydrate binding; galactoside binding. The record is from RefSeq and is a predicted model, not a curated record.
CUGAGUUCCUUGUGGGUAAAAUGAGGAGAUCACCCUCCUCUCGGGGCCGGCAGGGGCCUGAAGGUGGUGUCGGCUCCUGGCACGGGAGGGCCCUCAGCACGGCUCACCUCCCAGCACCGCGCCCAGAGCGGCCUCCGCCAGCUCUGAUGGAAACCCUCUGGCUCGCCAAACCAGGACUCUAGAAAAAGUCCACUUCUGGGAAUCCGCCCAAAGGGAAAUUUGAGAUGAUGAAUAUGGACAUGAAGUUGGGGACAACCCUGAAGAUCAAGGGCAAGAUCGCCAACGACGCCGAAGGCUUUGUGAUUAAUCUGGGCCAGGGGGCGGAUAAGCUGAAUCUGCAUUUCAACCCACGCUUCUGUGAAUCCACUAUCGUCUGCAACUCACGGGAUGGCGACAGCUGGGGGAAGGAGCAACGGGAAAAUCACAUAUGCUUCAGCCCAGGAUCAGAGGUCAAGUUCACCGUGACCUUUGAGAGCGAUGGAUUCAAGGUGAAGCUGCCAGACGGGCACCUGCUGACCUUUCCCAACAGGCUGGGCCACAGCCACCUGAGCUACCUGAGCGUGCAGGGUGGCUUCAGCGUCUGCUCCUUCAAGCUCCAAUGAGUGGGCAGCACCUCGCCAGGCUGGAAGACCCCCAGUGCAGACUCCCUCUCUGUCACACAGGAUCGGCAGCCCAUGGGUCCUGGUUCCCCUGCCUCCCUCCCCCCCACUUUCCUCCUCCAAGACUAAGAACAAACCAACCAACCGUUGUCGUCUUUCUGUGGCAGGAACUGUGGUUAGUGUUUUCCAUGCAUUUUAGUGCUCCCAGCAUCCUCAGGAUACAGAAAAGGAAACUGAGGCAGAAAGCCGUAUGACUGCCAAAGAGGGGUUGUGACAUGCUCUCAAAACCUCUAAGCACCCACUCCUGCCUACCUGGCCCCUGUUAUCACCGGGGCGAGUGCCAAGCUGCCCUGUGGGAUUAUGGGGCAGACACUGGUCCCAGGCACCUGGGCGAGGGGCUGUUCCCGGAACUGCAGAUAAGAGCUCCCACCUGGCCUCUUACUGCGGAAGCUUCAUUCCAGGCUGGUUACUCAUUACCCCCCGCCUCGGCCCUGCCCGUCCCUGGGGGCCCUGGG